This is a messenger RNA of Prunus armeniaca (apricot), 291 nucleotides long. The record is from the annotation of a GenBank genome assembly. NCBI's taxonomy places the organism in Eukaryota, Viridiplantae, Streptophyta, Magnoliopsida, Rosales, Rosaceae.
AUGAAGAACAUACUUGUUUUGAUUUUGAUAUUCUGGAUUGGUUUUGGACAUUGCCAAAGAACAUUCGAUGUUCUCAAGUACGGUGCUGCUGGAGACGGAAAAACUGACGAUUCCAAGGCUUUUCUAAAAGCAUGGGGAGAGUUGUGUGGAGCAGCAGAUGAACCUAAUGGCGUGCCAACACUUGUUAUACCAGAGAUGAAAGCAUUCUUAUUGCAGCCCAUCAAGUUUCAAGGUCCUUGCAACUCAAUUAGUGUUCAUGUUCAGAUACCAAAAUUCAUGAAAAACUUAUAA